UUCGGAGUAAAUAUAGGAAGUUUCAGCUCACCUUUUUCCCUCAACUUCACAAUAUAAAUUAAAAGACAGCCUUUCACAUCUCAAAGUCAAAUUAUGUCUACUCAGCCAUAUUAUUGUAACAUAUAUAUAUAUAUAAUAUUUUGUUUGAUACACAAAAUGCAUGUGUAAUUUAGGAUGUCAAAAUGGUUCAUGAGUUAGUUUGCUGGUCGAUCCAUAUUUUUUUUUAUUUGGAUUGAGAAAUUUUGAACCCGAAAAAAAAUGAGUCGAACAAGCUAAUUUGCCACGAGUUCGACUCAUGAAGAGUCAGUUCGGCGAACAUACAAGCUGGCUCACUGGUUCGCAAACUCGAACGAUGUGGUCUGAGUCUUGAAUUUAUCGAUCUAAAUAAGAACGAAUUUAAAGAUUGGACUAAAAAUAAGUUGGUUCGGAACGAAUUGGUCCGAUCUGGUCCGAGUUAGUUGGUUUGACAUCCGCAGUAUAGUUUGUUUAACUCUGUUAAUUGGUUGAUAGUUAUAUAAAAGAAGAUUCGAACAUUUUCAAAAUAAAUGUUGUAAGAUGAAAAAGAAUGGUAAAAUUACUGGCAUAAUCUUUUAUACAUUUCAAACAUAAAAGGGUGACAGAUAGUAUUGAACAAAACUCUUUGGACUUUUCGGUGUUGCCUUUUUUUUAUUUCUCCAUAAUCAAAGGUUAAUUUUUUUCCCCUUUUCUAUUCAUAAUUUACACAUUAUAUUUAAUCAAUUUAAACAUUCCUAAUUGCAUUUACUGUAUCGCCUUGCCACUGUUAUUUAUUCACAUUACAAUGCUCCUCACUUCUCUUUUCUUCUUCAAGAACCCUAAACUUUUUCUUCUUCGUCUGGUUUUCGCUCAAGAAAGAGAAGAUUUAUCCAUGGGAUCAAUCAAAGAAAGUCCAUUUCUUCAUACCCAGAUGAAUCUGGUUCGAGCCCUGGAUGGAGGGAAAACGGAGAAAUGGAUGGAGAAACUGCUGAGCACGGAGUUCUUCGGGGACUGUGGAGAACAUCGGUGUCUUAGGAAGAACGUGUUUUGCAUAGACUGUCGUGUCGGAACCUGCAGACAUUGCGCCGAUUCUCACCUUCUUCAUCGCCGUCUUCAGAUCUGCAAAUACGUUUACCAAUACGUUCUUCGUCUUCUCGACUUUCAACCUCACUUCGAUUGCUCCCAAAUUCAGGCAUACAAAAUAAACGGGGAAAAAGGCAAUACAUUUGAAUCCGAGGCCACAAGCAAAAGAUGCGAAGCCCUCGACCAAAUCCAAGAACGGAGCUUCAUGCGAGACAUGUCGAAGAUACAUUCAAGACAUUCCUAAUCGAUUCUGUUCCAUCUCCUGCAAGGUUACAUAUUAGGGGUGGGCAUUCGGUUCGGGUAUUUCGGUUAUUAACCGAACCGACCGAUAUAUAC
Molecule: messenger RNA, 1413 nt
Organism: Tarenaya hassleriana
Lineage: Eukaryota; Viridiplantae; Streptophyta; Magnoliopsida; Brassicales; Cleomaceae
Exons: 3
Coding region: 800-1321 (173 amino acids)
Molecular function (GO): zinc ion binding
Source: RefSeq, a predicted model, not a curated record